UUUCAGCCUGACGCCUCCCAGGUCGUGGCACCAAGUGGGCGUUCAGGGAGGAGAAAAGACCAACCGGCACACUGCUUGCGUCCUUUCUCUCGCCGCCUCCCACAUCAGCAGCAGCUGCGGCCUACCGAGCUGUAGCUCUUCCACCAACAACCUCGACCACCAAGUACAAGAAGUAUAAAAACGUGCAAGAAAAGACCCCGGAGGCAUCCAGAGGGUCCACCGAGAGUUGGGCCAGUUUCGAAGCGGAAGAGUCUAGCUGUCCUCGCAAACUGUCAGAAGUCAAAGUCGGCGUAUACUGUACAGUGUACGGUUUGGUUUUCUGAAAAGUGUCCCAGACUUUGGCGGAACAUCUUCACAGUCUUUGCGACCAGUCCAAGCUCAGAAAACAGAAUGAUGGCUCAGACAUCGGCCUGCAGGCUUCUGCUUCUCUUCUUCAUCGUCAUCUCGGCUGUCUCCUGCAUCGUCAGCGCGCGCCGCAUCGACUGCACAAAAUUCGUCUUCGCCCCAAGGUGCAGAGGUGUGGCUGCGAAGCGUGGAGUUAUGCCCCUUGCAGACGACUCUACAUCACAAGAGGACGCUUACGUAGACCCCCUAAUGCAGCCAGAGGCUGGUCGCGACGAGGAAUCCGAAAAGCUUCUGCGACUGGCAAUGGACCUGCCCCACGCCGUGCCUGACCAGUCAUCUGCCUCUCAGAAAAGACGAGAGCUGCUGGAAAGGCUUCUGCGCUCCUACAACAUCCCCGAGUACUCGGACGCCGGCUACAGGCAGGAGUGACACGUCAGCAGCUGCUCUCUGUGGCCGUGUGCAUGAGAGUCAACUAAGCAGCGAGUUCGCCGACCUGAGUUGUGUUCCCAUCUGUCCGCCCAGCUUCCUGCACUAGGACGACAGCCUUGAAGCAGACGACGCUUUUUCAGAGUGAAGAAUAGCAUGUUCCACGGACUAAUCACAUCAAGAACAUUCCUACACCUCACCCAGAUACCAAAGACAGACUGCUGAAGAAAAUAACAACAAACCAAAUAGAUGUUCAGACGAUAAAUAGAAGACCACACGGCCACUGGUAUUUUGUCAAUCUGUUCAGUGUUUUCGUUAUCUACAACUAUGUACAUCUGUAAUUUUGGAACGAUACUGCUGUGCCACAGUACUAGCUCCCAUUAUAAUCUAAUUUAUGUGAAACUCGUGGAACCUAAGUGAAACAUUCAAUCUCUGCUGAUAUUUAAUUACGAGUAAGCGUCUUCUGGUCAAUGUUGGGGAGUGUGAAAACUGCUGAUGUCUGCAAAGAAAUGCGAGCAAGCUGUAAAAUAGCGAUUGAAAUGAAAAUAAUUUGUUUCAACAAA
Messenger RNA from Pomacea canaliculata, 1334 nucleotides. RefSeq names its product elevenin-Vc1-like. Bases 391 to 774 code for a protein of 127 amino acids. The transcript is spliced from 5 exons. The record is from RefSeq and is a predicted model, not a curated record. NCBI's taxonomy places the organism in Eukaryota, Metazoa, Mollusca, Gastropoda, Architaenioglossa, Ampullariidae.